UACCGAGAGGUCACGAGAGGUGGGAACCAGUAAAAUACUCCUUCCUAUAACUACUACUAAUAAUAUUCAGUCAGGUGUCAAAUCCGGAUGAAUCAAUAGUUAUUAUCAAGAGGUUAUAUCAACGUCGAUCGUUUCAGGGGUUUCGACCUCAACACUACGAAAAUGCUUCUCCGAGACAUAGCCCAGUUCCACGCAGUUCCUCUAGCUCUGAAGUUGAACGAUCCAGAAACAUUCGAGAAGAACGUCAAGGCGUAUCUGGCUUGUUUCCAUCCUCUACCACCUGUUCCGCCAUCCGAUGAAGGUGGCGCACAUUUGAUAUCCCACCUGGAAAAUUCAGAAAAUGUCAGACAUCUUUUACCGAAGCUGCUAGCGUCCAUGAAAUAUUUCGGCAAGCUCGCCACAACAUUUCGGGAACCUUUCGCCACAAUAACGCAUAGAGAUUUGUGGGUGAACAACAUCAUGAUUCGAUUCGAUGGCAAAAAAGCCGUCGAUAGCAAAAUAGUCGAUUUCCAAAUGUAUAGUUACGACAGUCCUGCUACAGAUUUGUUCUUCUUUCUUUGCACGAGUGUCGAAACUAGUACCCUCAAAGCUCACUUCGACGAACUUAUCAUAUAUUAUCAUAAAGUAUUCGUAGAAAUAUUAGAAUCGCUCAAUAUUGAUACAGCGCCAUUUUCCUAUGACCUAUUUCUGGACGAAAUAGCUGCAAGUGUCGAGAGAGAACUGGCGCAUAGUAUUUUCAUGUUGACUUUCAUAGUUCACGGUAAAAAAGGCGGUCCAGCCGCCGCAGAUGAUCCUUCUAAACCACCAAAGAUGGAAGAAGUUACAAUCAUGCCCGAGACGACAGAAAAAAUAUGUUGGAUACUUGAAGAAUGCGAAAGGAGGAACUGGUUAAAUUUUUAAAGCAUAACAUUUUUAUAAUUUCGAUUAUUCAUUUAUUAAGAAACAAAAACUGCAAAGCACGACGUAGGUGAAAUAGAAGAGAAAUGUGUUGAGUGAUAUGGAAUCGCAAUUUUUUCAUGUUGAAUUUUAUUCUCUGCUGAAUGUCUUCCAAUGUUGAAUUGUAACGUAUCUGCAAAUGGUACAGGUUCCAGUUAACUUCUCUUAUUCGAGGUUGCCGUGCAACUAAUCUGUGACAUCCAACAGUUUCAUUGCCAUUAUAAUUUUCUACUAUAAAUGAAGUAUGACUGAUAUUCAUUAAAAUUAAAUGAAAGAUAUCAUC
Messenger RNA from Leptinotarsa decemlineata (Colorado potato beetle), 1219 nucleotides. RefSeq lists its product as uncharacterized. The record is from RefSeq and is a predicted model, not a curated record. Lineage: Eukaryota; Metazoa; Arthropoda; Insecta; Coleoptera; Chrysomelidae.